This is a messenger RNA of Cyprinus carpio (common carp), 2484 nucleotides long. Its product is annotated as ankyrin repeat domain-containing protein 34B-like. The record is from RefSeq and is a predicted model, not a curated record. Gene Ontology annotation, molecular function: protein binding. NCBI's taxonomy places the organism in Eukaryota, Metazoa, Chordata, Actinopteri, Cypriniformes, Cyprinidae.
CAUUGUCGCUUAGAUCUGAUCAACGUCAGCCUGCAAUGAAAGCACAGUCAAACGCAUUUACACCACAGACAGACGAGCAGCUGUGAUCACUGACUUCAGCCUCCAUCCAGAUCGGUCUAAAUUUCUGAUUACACGGCUUUGCCAUGGCAACAUACGUGAUCCCCAUCAGGUGCGAGUCACAGUGAAAGAGGUGAAGAUGGAAGGUCUACAAGUUGUCAACACUGAUGGCAACUCCUUGCUUAAGGCCGUCUAUCUGAGUCGUCUCCGUCUCACACGGCUACUCCUGGAAGGAGGUGCUUAUAUUAAUGAGAGUAAUGAGUGUGGCGAAACACCCUUGAUGGUCGCCUGCAGGAGCAGGCAUAUGGACCACCAAAGUGUUUCGAAGGCUAAGAUGGUUGGGUACCUGCUUGAAAGUGGUGCUGAUCCGAACAUCCAGGACAAGAGUGGGAAGACGGCUCUAAUGCACGCCUGUCUGGAGCAAGCCGGUCCUGAGGUGGUGGCGCUGCUCUUGGGUAGCGGGGCGGAUCCGUGUCUUGAGGACCACACCAGUUCUUCGGCUCUGAUAUACGGCAUCAAUGCCAGUGAUGAAGAAACUCUUAAAAUCUUGAUAGAUGCCUGCAAAGCCAGAGGAAAAGAGGUCAUCAUCAUAACCCCUGACAAACUGGCAUGCGGAAGGCAAAUGGCGAAACAGCACUUAACCAUUCCUCCGCUUGCAAUGGUGGAACAAUGGAGUUCUACAAUUGUUCCCUGUGCUUCUCCAUCUGAUAUUCUCCUCAGUACAUCUCCACAGGGCACUCUUUCUUCUAGUACUACAGAGCACAAGUUUUCCUUCCAGGACCUCCGAAGCAUGACUAAUUCCCAACCAACUUCUCCAUCCCACCAGGUUUCCCUGGUAAACAGUCGGUUGAGCAAAAUCCACAAUCUCCAAAGAUUACAUUCCGAGCCUUGGCUGAAGAUCCCACAGUCUUUCUUGGCCCAACAGCAUGCCAAAAGCAUCUCCGCUACGGAGGAACUCCCGGACAUCACGCCUGAAGAGGAAAUUACUUUCAGAAUGAACAGAUUGGCUUUUGAUAACACGCCACUAUCGCGGCAUUGCAGUGUUGAUUUGAAAGAAACCAACUCUUUGAGUCAAACUCUACGACAAGGAAGAAAUCGUGAAGGUUUAAGACCGGAAGGAGCACUGUGCCGAAACAUGUCCUUUGAUAGCUUAUCAUCCCUGCACUCUUUAUCCCAUCCCAAUCUUCACUCCAAAAGCAGCGCGGAAGCUUUACCGGCUGAGAAGUACCCGGACAAAUCCCUGCCAAAUUUGGCCGUGUCCAGUCUCCGCAACAUCAUCCAGAGGAGGAAACUAGGAAUGGACCACUACAGCUCCGAUUCCCAACUAUCGGUGAGCCUCGCCAACUCUCCAGAAGACCGUAAAGGACAGCUGGAGAAGAGAAAACUUACUAACUCGCGUUCUCCUAUCUUGGUGGGCUCCAGGGAAUCUCUUGAGAGCGCUUCGUUGACGCAGUUGCACAGGAGGAAUCCCAUCGGCUACGAACGUCAGGGCUCUGGGGCGCUUUUGGAUCCCAUCUCCCAUCCUCGAGCUGGUUUCCUCCCUCCGCUGAACCAGCAUACACCAAUCCCAAAUAUCACCGGAAGUGGCAAUCCAAGCAGCAUCAGCUCCGGCAACAAAGCAGUUUGUGGUGUAGCGGCAGGGACAAAGCCCUACAUUCCCUCGGCUCCUGCGGGUUUUCCGAAGGAUCAAAAGACCAGGAGGAUGUUGAUGAGAAGACACUCCAUGCAAACCGAGCAGCUCAAGCGACACGGUGACUUCACAGAAAUCUUUGGACACUGAAUGGUUGCUAUUAUAAACAUUUUGACCAUAACAAAGGCAUCAAUUUGCACUGACACCAAAUGAUUGCUGGUCAUUGAAACGGAACAAAUAACAUCUAUACUCUUCAAUCUAAUCUAAAACAAUUUUAACCAUGAAUCCUUAAGGUGAGGUCACAUUUACUACUGCUUUUUGAAAUUUCAUGGUCAAAAUCCAGUCAUUCCCAUAGGAACCGGCAUGUGAGUACCAUGUGAAGAUUUACCCAUGCAGAUUUCACACGUUCUACUUAAAUCUACUUGGUAUGAAAGUGACUUCUGUGAAAGCAGUGCUCCAUACAUCUCUGCACUACUGACAAUGGUCCUUUUUUUUCGCCUGUGAAAUUUCACUGAUGUGACCGCACCUUUACAAUCAAAUACGACUUAACAGAAACAAUUGGUUAUGAAUGUGGCUACAGCUUCAAUAGCUAAGAAAACAGGAUACAAACACAUUAAAAUGACUCAAACUACACCAUUCAGCUGCUGGCAUUUCUGGCAUAGACAUUCAGCUUGCCAACAUACAAAUUCAUUCGUAAUACAUUUGAGUCACUGUGUAUGGAACAUAAUGUACCUUUGCUUGUGUGUUGUGUUUGAUGUUCACAAUGUCUUUUAAAAAAUAAAAAAAGUACAACAGAA